Platichthys flesus (European flounder) is the source of this 6221-nucleotide messenger RNA. RefSeq names its product phosphodiesterase 3B (gene pde3b). The coding region runs from base 160 to 3474 and encodes 1104 amino acids. The transcript has 16 exons. Gene Ontology annotation, biological process: signal transduction. Gene Ontology annotation, cellular component: membrane. Gene Ontology annotation, molecular function: 3',5'-cyclic-AMP phosphodiesterase activity; protein kinase B binding. The record is from RefSeq and is a predicted model, not a curated record. NCBI's taxonomy places the organism in Eukaryota, Metazoa, Chordata, Actinopteri, Pleuronectiformes, Pleuronectidae.
AAAAACAACAUCUCACCUUCUUCCUUUAGUCCAAGUGCUGGAGCACGUUAGAGUGACCGCGGAGAGCGUCGGCUGUCAUGGAGUUCAGCGUUAAUACGGCGUGAAUUGCGAAGAAGAGGGGGACUUUCGAGUCGGAGGAGCGGAGCCACGAGUCGAGCCAUGGCCGCCCGGGAGGAAGGAGAGGUCCCGCACGGCAAAACAAGGCACCGCGACGGGGCUGGAAGUGUAAACAGCUCGGAGGGCUUCAGGAACGGCUACGUGAAGAGCUGCGUCACCCCCCUCAAACAGGACCGCGAGCGGGGCUUUUUGUUCAACGUGUGCAGGUUCUGCAAUGAGGACGUGCUCCACUCCACGCUGUUAAAGGUCUCUGCCCUCUACGUGGGCGCCUUUGUGGUCGUCGCGGCGUCGCUCCUCGUCUCUCGGAGCCUGCAAAGUGACUCGCCGUGGGAUUUGCGGACUUUCCUGUGGGGCUUCUCGCAGUCCGCCAGCCCGCUGUUCAGCAUCGGAUGUGCUUUCUUCUUCCUGACGCUGUACCUGCGGAGGAAGAAGCAGGGCAGCAGCAAGUGUUGGCUCGCCUCGCUGCCCGCGUCCUGCUACCUCGGGGAUUUUCUGGUGCUGCGGUUCCUGCAAUGGGGAGAGGAGCAGCACCAGAUGCAAAUGGUGGGCAGGUUGUUGUUCGUGCUGGGAUGCGUGGGUCUGCUCACGCUCAUCCCCACUCUCAAACUCAAACACAGCGUGCUGGUGCUGGUGUUCGCCAGCGUCGUGUGGCUCGUCUCCUUGACAAGUUUGAGCGGACUGCCCGCGCUGCUCCGGCCGCUCUUCGCCUGCCUCGCCGGGGUGUGCGGCUCCCUGACGGGGCUCUGCUUCGACCGUUACUACCCGUCGAGGGAGGCGCCGAGCGGGACCUCCGGCGCGGAGGAGAAGGUCCCAGUGAUCCGACCCCGGAGAAGGUCCAGCUGUGUGUCGCUGGGGGAGACGUCCACCAGCUAUUAUGGCAGCUGUAAAAUGCCCCGCAGACCCUCGUUGCCCUGUAUCUCCAGAGAACAGAUGAUCCUAUGGGACUGGGAUUUGAAACACUGGUACAAACCCCAGUAUCAGGGCGCGGUGAGUGGCAACGGCGUGGAUCUCUCAGUCAUCAACGAGGCUCGGAACUUGGUGUCGGACCUGCUGAUGGACUCGUCUCUGUCGCCCCACACCAUCACAUCUCUGCGCAGCAUCUCUAGCCUCAUGGGGACGUUCUCCGGCUCGUGCCGUCCCAGGGUCAACCCCUUCACCCCCUUCCCAGGUUUCUACCCCUGCGACGAGGUGGAGGAUGCUGUAGAGAGGCCGGACAGGAAAACCAUUAAGGGUUGGAGCAGCAGAAACAGCCUCCCCACCCCUCAGCCAAGGAGGAGCUCCACCUCCUCCUCCUCUGCGCUCUCUCCUCUGGAAUCCACCUCCUUACGCUGGGAGCGCAACAAUGGCAAGAGACCUCAGCCCGACCUCAACCUGACCAGCUCAAGUCUGUGCAAUGGGCCCAGUGCAAACCUGCUUACCAUUCCCAAGCAGAGGUCUUCCUCUGUUACCCUCACAUACCACGCAGGGUCGAGGAGAGCUGGUGCAUCUCCAAGCCUGAGCCCAGUCACCUCACCAAACCACAGUCCCCCUGCAGUAGGUAUGGGCUCUUCAUCGUCCCUCGUCACACGGUCGCCCGUGGAGUUCCCCGACACUGCCGACUUCCUGACAAAGCCGAGCGUCAGUCUGAACCUGCACAAACCCCUGAGCUACACCUUCAGCUCCCCUGAUUUCCAGCAGGCUUUCCGUGGCUCCCCCUUCCCCCUCUGCACCAGCUGCGGUCGUCAGAUGCUCAAAGGAGUUUCCAGCAGUGAUGCAGGGGAAUCUCAUCAAUCAUUCAGCAGUGAGGCUCAGCGCAGGCGCUCAGGAUGUGAUCUGGAGUUUGGCGGCGAGGCCCUGAUCAGGGAGGAGAGCCUGGAGGUGGACACGUCUGGAGACGGGAGGCCAGAUGCUGCAGGGAACCAGGGGCUGACCGACCAGAAGGAGAAGAGCCCAAGCACAGACCAGCAGAAUCAGGAAUCAGAGGGUGAGCGGGAGUUCAGGUUGGAUCCUAUGCUGGAGGACCACGAGGCUCUCAUGGAGAGGAUGAACACCUGGAACUUCCAGAUCUUUGACCUGGUGGACAGAACGGGAGGGAAGGCCGGAAGCAUACUUAGCUAUGUGACGUACACUCUUUUCCAGGAUACAUGUCUGUUUGAAAUUUUCAAAAUCCCGGUGAGGGAGUUCAUGUCGUACUUCUUUGCUCUGGAGAACGGCUACAGGGACAUUCCCUAUCAUAACCGCGUUCAUGCUACUGAUGUGCUACAUGCUGUCUGGUACCUGACCACUCGACCAAUCCCUGGGUUCCAGCAGAUCCACAGUGAGCAUGUGACAGGAAGCGACACAGAUUCAGAUAGUGGGAUCUCUCCUGGCAGGAUAUCCUAUGCCUCCUCCAAGAGCUCCUCCAUUUCAGACGACAGCUAUGGCUGCCUGGCCUGGAACAUACCUGCCCUGGAGCUCAUGGCCCUUUAUGUAGCAGCUGCAAUGCACGACUAUGACCACCCUGGUCGCACAAAUGCCUUUCUAGUAGCCACUAAUGCACAUCAGGCAGUGCUGUACAACGAUCGCUCGGUGCUGGAGAACCACCACGCUGCUUCUGCCUGGAGCCUCUACCUCUCCCAGCCCGAGUUCAACUUCCUGGUCAACCUGGAUCACGUGGAGUUCAAGCGAUUCCGCUUCCUCGUCAUCGAGGCCAUACUGGCCACAGACCUCAAGAAGCACUUUGACUUCCUGGCUGAGUUCAAUGCCAAGGUGAACGAUGUGAACAGUCCAGGAAUCGACUGGACCAAUGAGAAUGACCGACUGCUGGUGUGCCAAGUGUGUAUUAAGCUGGCAGACAUCAAUGGACCCGCCAAAGUCCGUGACCUGCAUCUCAAGUGGACAGAGGGAAUUGUCAAUGAGUUUUAUGAGCAGGGCGACGAGGAGGCUCAGCUGGGAUUACCCGUCAGCCCCUUCAUGGACCGCUCCUCCCCGCAGCUGGCCAAGCUGCAGGAGUCCUUCAUCACACAUAUUGUUGGACCACUUUGUAACUCCUACGACGCUGCUGGCCUUCUCCCCGGCCACUGGAUCAAUGAGGCGGGAUCAGACGAGGACGAAGAAGAGGGGCAGGUGGACACUGACACCGAUGAAGACGAGGAAGAUGAGCUAGAAGAUGAGCUUGCACCAAAAAGGAAGAAGAGCCACCGCAGGUUGUUCUGCAGCAUCAUGCAGCACUUGACGGAGAACCACAAGGUGUGGAAGAAGAUCAUCGACGAGGAGGAGAAGAGCAAAGAGCUCGGCAAACAGCAGCCGCCGGACAGCCUGCCCGCCAGCCUGCCUGCCUCCCCGUCAGACGACAUCCAGGUCAUCCAGGAGGAGGAGGAGGGAGACGAGCGUCAGUAGCAGGAGGAAGAAGUAAAGAAACAGAGACGCGUGAAAAAAGAAGAUGGCUAGAGUCACGAGUCCCUCGACCACCUGCCUUUCACCGACAUGAACACAGACAUGAGGAACACACACAGACAUUUGACAAAUGCACAUAAAACACACUUUUCUCUCUCUCUCACACACACACACAUUUAAAGAUUCACUGUGCAGACUUAAGCAGUCACAUUGAUCUUGGAGAAACAAAAAGGCCUUACUACUGUGAGCGGAUCCUUGCUGCAACGGUGGGAGCCAAACUCCUAUGCACUUUCACCCCCAUGGAGAGUCGAGUGCACCCAGACAGAAAGAGAGGGGGGAAAAGCACCAGAACUGAGGAGGAGGGUGCGGAGGAAGAGAGCGGACGGGGUCCAGCGUCGACCCCAUGGUCACCUGGCUGUGAUGCUGCCUUGAAUGCAAAGCGCUUACACCUCCCUUAGGUACAAAAAAUUCCCGUCUAUUUAAGAAACGAAAGGUAGAGGAAAAAUAAUGACGCGAGCAACAUCAUCGAGUGAUGGAUACCCUUUACCAAAGUGAACCGUUCAAACACGGAGAAAGAUGAGAGACUGAGACUGUUUCAGCCUCAGUGUCAGGUUUAUUUUUGAAUUAUAUAUAUAUACAUACAUGAAUAUAUAUAUAUAUAUAUAUAUCAAAUGUGCCUGUCUGAACCUUUACUGAGUCCAUUUUGGCCCAGAGCCGAGGCUUGUGUAGUUCUCUCUUCUUGCUGGCGACACGAAACACUGUAUAAGACUCAGUCAAAGAGACAUUAUUGAAAUGUUGACUGAUUAUUAGCAUUAUAUCUGCAUCAUUUUUGAUGCUUUUACUCAUGUGUACCACCUGUCUUUUAUUUUGUUGUUCCUUUUUUGACCCUUUAACUCCCCUCGCUUCAUUUUGUCUGUGUGUGCGUGAAUAUGUUUUUGGUGGGAAUGUGAUGGAGCGAAUGAGUCGGGAGAAAGAGAGCACAUUUUUAAUUAUUUUAGUAUGUAAUUUGUGUGUGUGUCUUUGUGUCCUUUCAUUAAUGGUUGGUUUCUAACCAGUGAGAUGUCCUCUGGUGUUUUAACAUGUUGCAUUCAGACCAGGAGUGCUGUCUCAAUGAAUGGAUUCUUCACUUUCCUCUUUUUGAUUCUAAGUAUUUUUUUAAAGGUUACUCAGGAUUCAUGCAAAGUUGAAUAAUUAUUUUGCAAGAAUUUGUGUCAUUAAAAUGAAAACUUCACAGAGACAAUUAAAAAAAUCUGGGUGACUAAAGUAGUUUGUAAUAUCUCGAUGAGCAACUUGAUUACGAACCAAUCCAAGCAAUUCAAAUCCUCUGUGACAGAGGAGCGUUCAGUCUGUGCCGUCUCCUGGCCAAUCUUACACUGUCUGCGUAAACUUUUCACCACCUCACUGGAGAGAGAAAAAAACGAAGCUUAUCUCGAUCGUCGGCAGACCGCAAAAGUCUCUCUCCUGCAGCAACACAACACAUCUGCACAACGUUGCUCUACAACAGUACGGAGCAAGUCAAGUUUUCUUAGUUCAACGCUCCCCGCGUUGUUUUUAAACAAACACAACGUCUGGGUGUCUGUGUUUCGCUGAGCAACCACACGCUGACGUUUAGACAAACUUGAGAGCUCACCCAUCUCCUCAUUUCCGCAUUUACUCUUUAUUUUGAGUUUUGUUACCGAACCCAUAACUCGGCCAGUGUGUAAUGAAGGGAUCCAGGGUUUCAUGUCACUUUGGUUUUGUUUAUACAUAUCUAUAUUUUAUGAUAAAGGUUUAAAAAAAAACUACUAGUUCUCUAUUGUAUUCUCUCAGAACUCUUGGCAUUCCACUAGAAAAAUAUGUUUUUAAUAAAGGGAAGGCGGAGUUGUCGCCUCCCCCCCACCUUAUUAAAUCAUAAUCUCUGGACAGAACGUUAAGUAAAGCAGUGUAAAUCAGGAUAGAGAUAUUUAAAGACAAAAAAGUAGAUAACGUGUGCACAUUUUAUUACCAAACAAGUGUUUAGCCACUGUACAAAAGAGUAGGUGCAUAUAAAUUAUAUAUAUUUUUUGAAAUAAUCAAAUGAAUGCAUCUGUUUUCUACAUGCAGCUGACAUAUUGUACAUGGAGAUCCUGUAACUGCCGUUGUGUCCGCAGAGUUUAGAACCUGCUUCUCUUCACAGGUGUGGAAUUGUCGGGUUUUUGAGUUCUGAUUUGUCACUCACUCUUAGCCUCUCCCUGUUCUGUUUCAUAACCACUCUUGUAUUCUCCAUCAUCUCCCUCCCUCUAUCGCUGUCGACCCAACUAGUGCCAAACUUUACCUACAUGCAGUAGUUUCCCGGGCUGUGAUUGGCUGAUUCGGCGGACGUUUCUUUUUGGGCUCCGGUGCCGUUCACACAAGAGAAGCUCAUUGAUUCAAAUGGUCCACUGGGUUUAAAGGGACAAUGGUAGGAGUCGGAGUUGAACUCAGGUCAGAGCCAUACACAUUCUGUUUGUUCACACGGACGCAGGCUGGAUCAUAAAGCCCGGGUAGCCCCCGACCCGACAUGUUUCAGACUCAUUAAGUUGUAGAACUCUGUUGGCUUAUCACUGUGCAGUCUGUCAAACCACGGUGUCCUCUAAUGAUUGUGCCAUAAAUACAUCUAUGAAUGGUUGUUUCCCUUAUGUAGCAUCGAUAUAUGUACGUUUGUCUAAUGUAACCAUUCACCCUUUAUCUACAUUGUGGGGGCAACUGAUUUUUGUUGUUAUUUAUAGCUGUCAUAAAACACCAUCCCUAAA